Messenger RNA from Thlaspi arvense, 243 nucleotides. NCBI's taxonomy places the organism in Eukaryota, Viridiplantae, Streptophyta, Magnoliopsida, Brassicales, Brassicaceae. The record is from the annotation of a GenBank genome assembly.
AUGAAUGUGGGGUCUGCACCUCCGCCGUUUUCCUGCGAGAUUAUCCAAUGGAUCGCAUUGUUUCUGAAAAUGAAGAUAUGCAAGUUAGAAAAAAAACAGAAAACGAUAGCAAAUUUCAAAAACGACGUUGAUAUUCUGCUACUGAUUUUGUCAAUCACUGCGAAGAUCCGUUCUUCACAUAUUCCACAGAUACAACGCCAAAUUAGAAGACCAACUACGAGGCUUGGAAAUGAAUACAUAUAA